AUGCAGAGCUUGGCGAACAGCCUGGCUAUGGACACCCUCAGCUCCGUCCGCAACAAGCCUCGGGUAGACACAAGCAGCCUCGAGGGAGCUCUAGACGAACUUUCGCUACCAGACGAGGCCGUCGAUGGCGAACCGUACCACUUUCAUGUCUACAGUCACAGACACAACACACAUGUUACUUUUACCAAGCCUAACCGCGAUGCCAUCGUGUCUCUUUCCUGUGGAAAUCUCGGGUUCAAAAAGGGUCAGAGGAAGAAUUACGACUCCGCGUAUCAAUUGGCGGCGUAUGUGAUAGAUCGGCUGCAGCAGCAGGGCUGGCACAAGAAGGUUGAGACGUUGGAGGUGGUUCUCAGAGGGUUUGGUCCAGGCAGAGAGGCCGUCACCAAGGUUCUGAUGGGCACCGAAGGAAAGCUUUGGCGGCCAAAGAUCGUGCGAGUCACGGAUUCAACAAGAGUCAAGUUUGGUGGAACGAGAAGCAAGAAGCCUAGACGUCUAGGUUAA
Phaeoacremonium minimum UCRPA7 is the source of this 501-nucleotide messenger RNA. Its product is annotated as putative mitochondrial ribosomal protein subunit s18 protein. Gene Ontology annotation, biological process: ribosomal small subunit assembly; maturation of SSU-rRNA from tricistronic rRNA transcript (SSU-rRNA, 5.8S rRNA, LSU-rRNA); translation. Gene Ontology annotation, molecular function: small ribosomal subunit rRNA binding; structural constituent of ribosome; mRNA 5'-UTR binding. Lineage: Eukaryota; Fungi; Ascomycota; Sordariomycetes; Togniniales; Togniniaceae. Gene Ontology annotation, cellular component: mitochondrial small ribosomal subunit; ribosome. The record is from RefSeq and is a predicted model, not a curated record. The transcript has a single exon. The coding region runs from base 1 to 501 and encodes 166 amino acids.